Messenger RNA from Talpa occidentalis (Iberian mole), 1813 nucleotides. It is a transcript of the gene SOSTDC1, whose product is annotated as sclerostin domain containing 1. The coding region runs from base 194 to 814 and encodes 206 amino acids. The transcript is spliced from 2 exons. NCBI's taxonomy places the organism in Eukaryota, Metazoa, Chordata, Mammalia, Eulipotyphla, Talpidae. Gene Ontology annotation, molecular function: BMP binding. Gene Ontology annotation, biological process: negative regulation of Wnt signaling pathway; negative regulation of BMP signaling pathway. The record is from RefSeq and is a predicted model, not a curated record.
GCAGGGUCAUGUAGGGAUCCCACCCCUUCUCUGUGUUUUCACUCUGCAGCUCUACACAACUUUACACCUGAAUGAACGCCAAACCUCUGUGGAUAUAUAAAGGGAACCUUGAGGAAGAAUUUCACAGUUACAGUGCAGAAGCAGAGGGAAAGGAAUUAACCAGCUCUCCAGCCAAGCAAAUCCUCUAUUCACCAUGCUUCCUCCUGCCAUUCAUUUCUAUCUCAUUCCCCUUGCAUGCAUUCUAAUGAAAAGCUGUUUGGCUUUUAAAAAUGAUGCCACAGAAAUCCUUUAUUCACAUGUGGUUAAACCUGUUCCAGCACACCCCAGCAGCAACAGCACGAUGAAUCAAGCCAGAAAUGGAGGCAGGCAUUUCAGUAACACUGGACUGGAUCGGAACACUCGGGUUCAAGUGGGUUGUCGGGAACUGCGUUCCACCAAAUACAUCUCAGAUGGCCAAUGCACCAGCAUCAGCCCCCUGAAGGAGCUGGUGUGUGCUGGUGAGUGCUUGCCCCUGCCGGUGCUCCCCAACUGGAUCGGAGGAGGCUAUGGAACAAAGUACUGGAGCAGGAGGAGCUCCCAGGAGUGGAGGUGUGUCAAUGACAAAACUCGGACCCAGAGAAUCCAGCUGCAGUGUCAAGAUGGAAGCACGCGCACCUACAAGAUCACGGUGGUCACUGCCUGCAAGUGCAAGAGGUACACUCGGCAGCACAAUGAGUCCAGUCACAACUUUGAGAGCAUGUCGCCUGCCAAGCCAGCCCAGCAUCACAGAGAACGGAAAAGAGCCAGCAAAUCCAGCAAGCACAGCAUGAGUUAGAACUCAGACUCUCAGAACUGGACUCACUAGUAACCAUCUGCUUUACAGAUUUGAUUGCUUGGAGGACUUAAGCCUGCCAUUGCUAUUUUCUCACUUGAAAAUAUAUGCUUUCUGCUUUGAUCAAACCCAGCAAGCUGUACUAAGUAUCAGGACCUUCUUGGAAAUAGUUUUCCUUUUCAAUUUUUUCAAGAUGUAUACAUAUCCAUGAGUGCAAUUUGCAUUUAAAUUCCAUGAAUCCUGUAGCUUUAUUUCCCUGUGGCUCUUAAAAGAUUGGUGAUACUAUAUACAUCACUAAAUCAUGUUUCAAAAGAGAAAAAGGCUUCUCGGUUACCUGCCACUCCCCAGCCCACCCCCCAAACAAAACUUUUUCAAAAAGAAUUUUUUUUUUAAGUUGUUGCCUUGAACAGUAAACACUUCAGUAAACACUUGUGAGGGUGGGAGGGUGGAAAUCUUCAUGGGGACAGUUUAUCAGUCAUAAGUAGUCUCCCUUUGAAAGAAUGAAAGACCUCAUGACAUUUAACUUCAAAAAAAGUCCUGUAGUUUUUUUUACAGUCUCACCACAUGAAAUUAUACCCUGCAUGCUGACCCUCGCUUGGAAUGGAAUGCCAGAAAUGCAUGGCAGCAGCUAAUAAGUAAAGCUGAUUAACUAUUUAUUUGUCAAUGUUAUUAUUUAAUGAGCUUUCACAUGUGAUUUUUUUCAAAAUGUUAAUUUUUUAUGUUUUGAAGCUUUUUCAUGUAUCUAAAUAUUUUCCCUUGUGAAUUGUGGUUGAUCUAGAAAUAUGAGAAUACUUGUAGAUAUGUAAAAUAAAUAUUUUAGUCUCCUUAUUACAUAUAUGUUUCACCAUGAACUUUGCCAAUAGUCUGGAUCUUUUUAAAUCAAUGAGAUGCUUUGUAAAGCUGAAGUAUGUAAUACUUUCUUGUUAAAUCUGUGCAAUCAGAAGGUGACUUGACCUUCAGUUCCAUUGGUUUCUUUUAACAAAAAUAAACACUGCAAAAAGU